GGAAAUGUUUUAAACGGUCUUGACAAAGUUACAGAAACACACCACCUCCUUACAGUUGUAGUUCAUGCAUUUUACAUUUUUGUGCAAUUUUCAGCUUACUUGCAACUGAUUGGAAACAUUUUGGCCAUGACCACAUCAGCCAGAGCUUGCAGCUUCAAGGACGAUCGAGGAUGUACAUAUGCAUGCAUGUGUGUCUUUGUUUUAGUAUGUGACGAGUUUUACACACACCAAAGCUAGCUGGCGCUUCCUGAGUGGUAAACACGAGUGACUGACUGUCCCUGUCUGCUUUCCACCACCCUGUGCUAUUUUAUACUGACACACACACAUCGAGAGUUUCAAAGUGUUGAUGUCAGAAAACUCGAAGUAUCACGUUUAUUACCUGUUUUUAAAAAAUACAUAAAACUCUCAAUUGGGAACACAGGUAACAGUAAAUACAUGCAGGUAACAGCCAAGCUCACUUAUGAAGAAAUAUUUAUAUAAUAUUAUCCAGAAUAAUUUUUAAAACUAAAGAUGAUGAGAUUGAAGAUAACAUGGAACAACAUGACUGACAUAAACAUGUUGAAGACCCACCAAGCUCGGAAAAAACAGCUCUAAAAUUCAUUAUAAGAUUUGAAUUUUUGAGAUAUGAUAAAACAUGUGAAAUACAUCAUAGCACAUACCAAAAAAAGCCAAAUGUUAACAUUUUUUUAAAUACAAGAAAUAGAUGAAAAAGAACUAUAUUUAACAAGUACAUUCUCUUAGAUAAUCUCACAUUUUUUACAGGCCAGAAAGAAAAUAUCAAACAGUAAUUUCCCCAAAAAAAUAACGUUCCACCCGAGUUAACGAUGAAUUUGAAUUACACAUUUUAUUUGUGUUUUUGGUGUUGCCACAUCAUUUCCUGUUGUCUUGUUGGUCAGUGUGCAGAUUAAAAAAGGGAAGUAUAAGAGUUAAAUUGUCAAGGAAGUCGUUGAAAUGAGGAAGCUUCAGAGCUCCACCGCUUUACUGUGUGUCAGUACUUAAAGUAAAGGUUAACCUGCUUCAUCUGGAAAACACAACCAGGAUACCCGUGAGUGUAAGCUCCCUGGUUUUAUGAGAUAUUGACAGCACUUUUUUUUUUUUUUGUCAGGAGCUGACUGAAUUUAAGAUGACCUGUUCAUGUAUUGCUCAGACUGUUGGAAGUUGAUAUACUGAAGGGCUGAAAAACUCAACUGGGCUCUGAAGUUGAACAGUGGAACUAGUUCACAACAAUAUCUACAGUGAAUUUCAUCCUAGUGGAAGAAGUUUGUGAAGGGACUUCCUUAAAGGGAGCCACUCACCAAAAGCCAGUAUGGCUGACAAUGUAAAUUCAUUGCCAUUCUUUUAUGGCAAUAUUACCAGGGAAGAGGCAGAGGACUACCUGCGGCAGACAGGCCUAAGCAAUGGCCUGUACCUCCUACGCCAAAGCCGAAACUAUCUUGGAGGCUUUGCACUGUCCGUGUCAAAUGCAGGCCGUUGUUACCACUACACAAUUGAAAGACAGCCCAAUGACAUGUAUGCUAUUGCUGGUGGUAAGAGCUACAGAAGUCCCGUUGAUGUGAUCGACUACCAUUCCCAAGAACCAGACGGUCUUGUGUGUCUGCUGAAGAAGCCUUGUAACAGGCCCAAGAACAUGCAGCCGAAAGUUGGGCCGUUUGAGGACCUGAAGGAAAAACUCAUACGGGAGUAUGUAAAGCAGACCUGGAACCUGCAGGGUGCAGCUUUGGAGCAGGCCAUCAUCAGCCAGCGACCUCAGCUGGAGAAGCUCAUCGCUACCACUGCUCAUGAAAGAAUGCCCUGGUUUCAUGGAACAAUAACACGAGAAGACUCUGAGCCCAGGCUUCAAUGUGGCCCGCGUGCAAAUGGAAAGUUUCUGAUUCGGCAGAGAGAUGCGAAUGGAUCCUAUGCUCUGUGUUUACUGCAUGAAGGACAAGUCAUGCAUUAUCGUAUUGACAAGGACUCGGCUGGCAAGCUCUCCAUUCCAGAGGGCAAGAAAUUUGACACCUUGUGGCAGCUGGUGGAGCACUACUCAUACAAACCAGAUGGUCUUUUGCGAGUACUAACAGAGCCCUGUCCAAGGCCUGAUGGAGAUAUUGGGCUGAUAGGACGGCCUUUUCUUCCACCGGGCCAUCCUAGACUUGGUUCUGCCAUUCAAAGUGCGACAGAUGGAUUUUUCACCAUCAUCAGUAAAGUUCCCGGCAUAAAAAAGAACCGACCAUCUCGUCCCAGGCCUCCAGAUAACUCCAAUCCUUAUGAAACUAGGAUACCCGGUAAAGGUAAAGAGGCCAUGCCAAUGGACACAGAGGUAUAUGAGAGUCCUUAUGCGGAUCCAGAUGAACUGCGGAGUUCUACAGUGGAUCGCUCACAUCUUUUCUUGGAGGAUGGAGAACUGGGCUCUGGGAAUUUUGGUACCGUCAUGAAAGGCACCUACAAGAUGAGAAAGACAGAGAAGACAGUUGCAGUUAAAGUCUUGAAGAAUGAUGAUAAUAACCAGUCAGUACGUGACGAAAUGCUGCGGGAAGCCAAUGUAAUGCAGCAGCUGGACAAUCCGUAUAUUGUCCGGAUGAUUGGUAUCUGUGAAGCAGAGAACCUCAUGCUAGUUAUGGAGCUGGCUGAGCUGGGACCCCUCCACAAGUUCCUGCAGAAAAAUAAGCAAACGGCCAUAAAGAAUAUCACAGAGCUGGUCCAUCAGGUGUCUAUGGGGAUGAAGUACCUGGAGGAGCAUAACUUUGUCCACAGGGACCUUGCUGCAAGGAAUGUACUGCUGGUCACACAGCACUAUGCCAAGAUCAGUGACUUUGGCCUCUCUAAAGCUGUUGCUGAGGAUCAAAACUACUACAAGGCAAAAGGUCAUGGGAAGUGGCCAGUGAAAUGGUACGCGCCUGAAUGUAUAAACUACUUCAAGUUCUCAUCCAAAAGUGAUGUGUGGAGCUUUGGGGUGCUCAUGUGGGAGGCUUACUCCUAUGGCCAAAAACCAUACAAGGGAAUGAAAGGAAAUGAUGUCCUGCAGAUGAUUGAAAGUGGUAAGCGUAUGGACUCCCCAGAGAAGUGUCCACUGGAGAUGUAUGAGCUCAUGAAGACCUGCUGGACAUAUAAGGCAAAUGAGAGGCCUGGAUUUAAUGUUGUUGAGCCAAGACUACGAGAUUAUUACUACGACAUUGCACAGUGAUUGCUCACUUGAAUGUUAUGAGACUAUGCAAACUAGUGGCUGAUGAUGAAAAUGAGCUUUUACACAUAUUGGUUCAGAGAUUGUUAUGGAUAAUAAAUGCUGUAAAAUAUAGACUUUAACUGGAAUAUAUUCUCUUUUAAUAUAAACUCUGAUUAUGCAAAUAUAAUUCCUAUUACAUUUAUUUGUUCUUGAAUGUAAGCCAUAUGAAAAUGAUAAUAAACUGUUACAAGUCUAUCUUAUUUCACGGCAAUCACUGAUGUUAUACCUAAAAACUACAUAACUUACUGUUUUCCUAUAAGCUUCCUAAUAUCAACAUACAAUCCGACCUUGUGUAAGCAUCUUCAGCACUCUGAGUUUCUGUACUUGCAUAAACAAUUCUAAGAUGAAUAAAUUACAUUCAUAUGCCUUCAAAUUAUUUUAUAUAUAUACAUUGUCAAAGUCAGUGACCAAGUGGUUGGUUGACAUAUAAAACAUUAGAGUAACUCAAAAUCUGACGAAGGAUUUGCUGCUAUUUUGCGCUUUUGGUUACCUCAGCUAAGAGCAAUAAAGUAGAACAAUUCAAAUGGAUUGUUGAGCCACUUCCUGAACAGAAAAACAUCGGCAAAUAAAUGACUAGAGCUAGAGCUUCAUAAAUGCAUUACAAAUCUUUUUCAAAAGUAAACCUAUCUAUUUAGGUACGAGAAUCUUAAGCCUCUAUACCUGGUACAGAUGAUUGUAGCAAACCAGAACAAAUUACUCUAAAGAACUGGUGGAAAUGAAACAUGGCAGCAACACAUCACACAACCCUAGGAUUCUGAUUAAAACAAGAUGUUAACAAAGGUAUCAACAACUCUCUCUGUGCCACAGAGAUUGGAAGUGAAGAAAGAUGAUGAAGCAACUACAAUGCCAUCUUAUGAUGUGAUAUUUGUUUUUUUCUUGGUUACAAGUACAGUUUUUGGUAGUAAAGUUAUAUGUAAAUCUGUAACAGUUCAAAAAGAAAAAGACAUGGCAUCAGAUUCAAAUCUGGAAGUUACUGAGGCCUUUUUAAUCAGAGAAUUAGAGCAUUGCGAACACAAAUGACACCAAUAAAAGCCAACAGAGGGAGAUGGUUAACAGAGGAUUGGAAUGCUAAGAAUGUCUGCUUAUAUUACCUACAGAUACAUACUGUAAUGUGAAAGACAGACUAUCUGCUCUCUAUCUAUAUCAAAUGUUUAAACUGAGAAACGCUAGGUCAAGGACAUGUUUAUCUUUAGCUCCACCUCCUCUUGAUCUAUAAAUAUGAGUGAACUGAGGAGACCAGUUGCUGGAAUAUUGGCAGAGGAAUAUUGUUCUGAUAUAGGAUUCUAGCUGCUCAACAAUCCCAGUUCUUCCAUUUUUGUAUCAUGAUACACCAGAUGUUUUCCAACUGGUGAAAGGUCUGGACUGCAGGUGGGCAAGCUGGGUACCCAG
Haplochromis burtoni (Burton's mouthbrooder) is the source of this 4591-nucleotide messenger RNA. It is a transcript of the gene syk, whose product is annotated as spleen tyrosine kinase. Gene Ontology annotation, cellular component: extrinsic component of cytoplasmic side of plasma membrane; cytoplasm. The transcript is spliced from 14 exons. NCBI's taxonomy places the organism in Eukaryota, Metazoa, Chordata, Actinopteri, Cichliformes, Cichlidae. Gene Ontology annotation, molecular function: ATP binding; signaling receptor binding; non-membrane spanning protein tyrosine kinase activity. Bases 1307 to 3163 code for a protein of 618 amino acids. The record is from RefSeq and is a predicted model, not a curated record. Gene Ontology annotation, biological process: macrophage activation involved in immune response; B cell receptor signaling pathway; positive regulation of alpha-beta T cell proliferation.